Molecule: messenger RNA, 4214 nt
Organism: Lucilia cuprina (Australian sheep blowfly)
Lineage: Eukaryota; Metazoa; Arthropoda; Insecta; Diptera; Calliphoridae
Product: KN motif and ankyrin repeat domain-containing protein 1-like
Exons: 8
Coding region: 267-3755 (1162 amino acids)
Biological process (GO): negative regulation of actin filament polymerization
Cellular component (GO): cytoskeleton; cytoplasm
Molecular function (GO): protein binding
Source: RefSeq, a predicted model, not a curated record
AUAAAUAAUAUAGAAUAAAUAGAAGUGAUAACAAUAGAUAAUAAUUUUGCAAGGUUUUUUAUCAGCGCAAUAUGUUUAUAUAUAUAAAAAAAUGAAUUGACAAAAAAAUAUAUAUUUUAUUUAAAUAAAUAAUAAUAACAAUAAUACUGCUCAACUACAAAAAUGCUUAAAGCUUUCUUACUAAUUGUUGUUGCUAUUGGCUUGUUUGUUUAAUUAAUUUAAAUAAAUUUCAUACGCAAAUAAAAAAAUAAAAUAAAAUCAAAACAAUGUUUGCUUCAACAAAUUCUAUAAAAAGACGUCCCAAGAAAACUUUACCAACAUCAGCCUCCAAAGAUGAAACGUCAGGCUCUAGUGCGGCUAGGAAAGCUCGAGCUUUACUGCAUGGGAAUUGGUGGAAAGAAUAUUCCUGUGUAACGGGCAAUAAAUCUCCUAGAGCUUCCAGCAUUUAUUCUAAAACUUUGCCAUUUCAACAGAAACUAUCACCGGCUGAGCAGCAAUAUGAAUCGUAUGUUAAGGCUACUGUGGCAGCUAAUGCUAAAUCGCCAGUGGAGGAAUUACUUUCACCACCUACACCACCACCACGACGUCAUACCUUAACGGCAAAAUUAUCUUUAACCAGUCCACCCACUGCCCUAACCUCCACCGAUAGCGCUCAAUCGCCGGGUUCAGAUAAGAUUUUAUCCAGUUGUUUGUCUUCACCGAUUAAGGAGGCUGGUGUAGUAGCGACAACUGCUGCUGCUGCUACUUCUACAGAUGCCCAAACUUUGUUUAAUAUACGCCAGCAAAUGGCCUUAAGUUUGAAGCGAAUGAAAGAUUUAGAAGAGCAGGUUAAAUCUAUACCGGAUUUACAGAGUGAACUCUCUCAACUGCGCGAAGAGAAACAACGCCUACAGCAGACUGUCAAAAGCAAAGAGGAAGAACUACAAAAGGCCAAAGAAGCCACUCGAUUCUCUUCCUCACCUAGUCCAGUACUUAGUCCCAAAAUAACAUCACCCGUACAAUUUCAACCGCAAAGAGUAAGUCCGAUUUCAUUAGAAAGUAUGGGCGCUAGAAUGCAAUCCAAUAACAAAAAAUCACCCAUAUUAAAGCGUGAUGUUGGCACCAUGUGCAGCAAACAGACUACGCGGGAUAUAGCCGUUGGAAGUCCCAUACCGGUACAAAAAACUCAACGAGAUGUAGGCUGUAAUGCUGCGGUUACGAAAAAUAUUACAGAGAAUUUAUAUACUAAAACGGAAGUAGAGGAACGUAUUAGAAUGUCCAUACAUCAGCAUGAAGAGGAAAAGAAAUUGGCGAGAUUAAAAGAUCUUAUAUCCGUGGGUACCCAGAUGUAUGUGGCCAAAAAAGACACUAAAGAUAGUGGGGCUCAAACGAAAGCCGAAAAACCGGUACAGAAACACAAUGUCAGCGUUAUGGCCCAACCGGCAACACGUGAAAGUUAUACCAACUGCAAACCAGACGUGCGGACGGUGGGCUGUUCAAAUGAUCGCGUGUCCGAUGUAUUGUGUGAGAAAUGUUUAGUCACGAAACGUACUGUUGCAUGUGCUACCGAUGAUGAAACGAAAGGGGAAACAGCUAAAACAGUCUCUCUUAAGUUGUUGGACAUGCCGGCUCGUAGUAAUACUUUCAGUUUGGGUGAUAAUGAAAAACUGAAUAUAGCGAAGAAGACUAUAGGAACCCAAUAUACACCCAUAGUACAGCAUUCGGCAGGAAGUCAAACAACAGCUGUACAGCAGCAUACGGUAGGACUGCAGUUUGCACCACAACAGCAAAACACCAGCACACAAUUUGAGCUGUAUACUGUGGCGAGACAGACAGAUACUAGGGAUUUGAUUAGAUUGUGUACCUCACAAACUAAUACAGAAGAAAUAGCACCACCCACCCCCGUAAAGGAGGAAAAACCAGAACCUGUUAAGCCGAUUUUACACACAAAAGGUUGUAAUACCGAGAUUAAGAAUUUCAAAGAUUAUGGUGUUAAUACCCAACCAACCGUCACUACCAACUCCACUUCCUGCAAUACCGAGGAAAUACACAAACGUGAUAUAGCUUGUGGUGAUAUAGUCAAGCCACAUAUUUCAAUAGCUUGUGCCGAUAAUUACUGUGAUUCUUGCAAAGAUGCCAUCAAAAAUUUAGCUAAAGAUUUCUCGAAAGUGCUGGCCAGUCCGCUGCCCACAAGAGCUGCCGAAUCAAAAAUACCACGUCCUAAAAAUCUACCCAGUCCUAGUCCGGUGAGAAGGCAAUUUUCGCGUCAGAACACUUAUACAGUAACACCCUCUCCAACUCCCAGUCCAGUGUCGGAAAAGAGAAAUAUGGCAAGUUCCUUGCAAGAAAAAUCCUCCUCAUCGUCAGCAGCAUUUCAUCAAUUGGAAUCAUCAGGUGAAUCUCAAAGUUUUAUAACCGAGCCAGUAACUUUAAGUGCUAUAACUACACAAAAACCCCAAACCACCACCACCGGCGCAAUGACAGCAGAGGAAAAAUUAGCCUCAUCAUCGAAUAGCUCCCCAGAGGGUUCGCCACAACGUAAAUCCCUGUAUGACCUCAGUAAAUUGGGCGAUAAUGAGCUCAUUGUUAGAGAAGAGACACGUGUAAGCAUUAGCUGGUCUAGAGACAAUUCACCAGCUCCCACUCCUUCAUCAGCCGCAGCUAAUGCUAAUAAAAAUCCCUCUACCGAAGAGGAGAAAUUAAAGGCACAGGAAGAACCGUCACUAGCAGAUGCAGCUGCAGUAUGUGCCAAGGAAAUUUCUCAAGGAGCACGCAAAAAAACUUUACCCUCACCCUUGAAAUCUAGUCAUGAAAGUAAGAAUAAAACCGAAACCCCACAGAAGGAAGCAGAAGAAGAAACUGUACAGAAACCUUUACCCUCCAAGGCUUUGUUACAAAAAAUCGCCAUGAAAGAAACAGAGCCCAGGAAGAAAAUCACUCCUCCUAAAGAAAUGCUAGUCGCUUUGAAAGCGAUCAACAAUUCAUUGUUGAAAAAAUUGGGCUCCAAACCCAUUUCAUCUUUGAGUUUAAAGAACUAUAAGCAAACCAUACAACAGGAAUGGUUCCGCCUGUCCAGCUCUGAGAAUGCCGAUCCCCAUGAAGUUGAAGAUUAUUUGGAUUGUUUUGAAGAUUUAUCGGUGCCAUUAUUAGAAUACUGUGUUAAUAUGGUGGAUGCUAAUGGCAACACCGCUAUGCAUUAUGCUGUUUCGCAUGGUAAUUUUGACGUUGUAUCCAUAUUGUUGGAUUCAAAGGUUUGCAACGUAAACCAAAUGAAUAAUGCAGGAUACACCAGCGUUAUGCUCGUUUCAUUGGCAAAAUUGAAAAAUGCAGAACAUCGUACCGUCGUCGAACGACUGUUUCAGAUGGCUGAUGUCAAUAUACGAGCUAAAAAGCAUUGCCAAACAGCUUUAAUGCUAGCUGUGUCGCAUGGUAAUCUGGAAAUGGUUCAACUAUUACUGGCAGCUGGAGCUGAUAUUAAUAUACAAGAUGAAGAUGGCAGCACUGCUUUGAUGUGUGCUGCCGAACAUGGUCGUAGUGAUAUUGUUAAACACUUAUUAACUCAUCCCGAUUGUGAUUCAUUAAUACAGGAUGUGGAUGGCAGCACCGCUUUCAAGAUCGCCUGGCAAGCGGGCCAUCGUGAUAUUGGCAUUUUCUUGUAUGUCCAUGAGCAAAUGUUGCGCAGCAAAAUGCCCAACAGAGGUGAAAAUUUAACCUUAAAACGCAGUCCACCUGCCACCUCACCACGUUAUACCCACAAAAGGCAGCCCUCUAAAUAAGGCAUUUUAAGGUUCAUUUUAAAUUGUGAAAAAUAUUAUCUUAAAGCCAGUGUUAAGUUUAGUUAAACGAACAAAGUUUUUUUUUUUAGUUUUUAAUUUAUUUAAACUCAAUUUAAAGCAUUUAAAAUGCCACAUUUUAAUUAAAAUUUAAUUUAAAGAAAAAGAUAAAAUUAAUAAAUAAUGAAAACGAAAAUUGCAAGAAAAACUCAGAAACACUUUAUAACAAGAAGCCUUUACAUUCCAAUCCUUUGAAAAUUAAAACAAUUAGUUCGAUAUUUCAAAGAACUAAGGACAACGAAUCAAGCGAUUUAACGAAAAAUGGGUGUUUUCUAAGUAAAAAAAGAACAUUUCUUUAAAAAAAGGCGCACAAUGGCAUAUUAACAAAUUUUUGCUAAUUUUUUAUCUUAAAGCACAAAUAACAAUUCUACAAUUUUUUAUAAAAAUUAAUUAACAAAACAU